UUCCAUUGUGAGUGACGUUGUAAAUGCAGUUUCACAAACUAAUGUCCUGCUGAAAUUCACCUCUACAGGAGGAUCCUUAUCAACAGCUAGCAGGAGAGCAUCUUAUAUACAGCAAGAAUUUCCUCUUGUUAUGCCAGUUGAGUUUCGUCUUGACAGAGAUAGUUCUGUUGUAUAUGUCCCCACACUGAAAAUGUUGCAGGCUUUGUUAAGAAAUAAGGAUAUUCUGGAUAAGGCGCUGCAUGUAGAAUGUGGUGCUUCACCAGAAGGAUACCACUCAUUCAGAGAUGGCUCUCAUUUUAAAGAAAAUGUUCUUUUGAAUGUGGAAGAAUUUAGGAUUGCUCUUGGGCUAUAUAUAGAUGAUUUUGAGGUUGCUAAUCCACUGGGAACAUCCAAGAAAAAACACAAACUAUGUGCAGUAUAUUGGGUACUUGCUAAUCUUGACUCCAAAUAUCGGUCAGCUCUCCACUCUAUACAACUUGCACUUUUAUGUAAGGUCAAGACUGUGAAGGAACAUGGCUAUGCAGAAGUUCUUCGUCCUCUCAUUCAGGAUCUUGUUACUCUUGAGGAACAUGGUGUGUAUGUUGAACAGCUAGCAGAAAGUGUUAAAGGAACUGUAUUGUAUGUAGCAGCAGACAACUUGGGGGCUCACGCUUUGGCAGGAUUCCAGGAGAGUUUUGCAGCACAUCUCUUUUGUCGGUUUUGUAUGUGUAAGAAAGAUGACAUACAGGAUAAGGAGGUCAGGUCAGGUCUACACCAGCCAAGGACAAGAGAGGACCACGACAGACAUGUGCAAGAGGUUAUACAUGACCAUACUAUGGCCAGACAUCUUGGUGUAAAAAGAGGGUGUCCACUGAAUGAAAACUUGAAACACUUUCAUGUGGUGGAUGGUUUUCCACCUGACAUUCUGCAUGACUUUUUAGAGGGUAUAGUACCAGCAGAAAUGUCACUCUGUCUUCAGGAUUUUAUGACCAAGAAGUAUGUUUCUUUGGACUGUUUGAAUAAGGCUAUUAAGCAGUUUCCUUACACGUUCUCAGAUAAAGCUGACCAACCACAGAUCAUUCCAAAGACCUUCAUCGCUAAGGGAACCAUUGUGGGCAACGGACACGAAAACUGGGCUCUCCUGAGGCUGCUUCCAUUGAUGGACCAUGGGAAGCUAUAAACUAAGAAUCAUCAUAAAUGAAGGGGACAUACGGAAAGUGUCACUGGACAGAAAACCAGAAACGGUUGAAGAGCUGAAGAUAAAAGUCAAAGAAAAAUGCAACCUGCAGGAUGACUUCAAUCUUAUGUAUGAAGACCCUGACUUUGGUUAUUCCCUCUGCAACCUAGAUGACAUAGGAGACUUGCCAGCUACAAAAGCAACUGUGAAGGUCAUUUCAUUGGUGACACUGACACUGGUGCCUGCUUCCACCACCAGCAUUUCUGAUGCCUCAAAUGUCUCAGAUGAUACAGAGAUUCUGUCGACAUACAGCUCAUCAUCAUCAACAAGACAAGAGCAAUGGCCAGA
Messenger RNA from Perca fluviatilis (European perch), 1504 nucleotides. RefSeq lists its product as uncharacterized. Bases 131 to 1159 code for a protein of 342 amino acids. The transcript has 2 exons. The record is from RefSeq and is a predicted model, not a curated record. NCBI's taxonomy places the organism in Eukaryota, Metazoa, Chordata, Actinopteri, Perciformes, Percidae.